Molecule: messenger RNA, 995 nt
Organism: Drosophila willistoni
Lineage: Eukaryota; Metazoa; Arthropoda; Insecta; Diptera; Drosophilidae
Gene: or
Product: AP-3 complex subunit sigma-2
Exons: 3
Coding region: 195-770 (191 amino acids)
Biological process (GO): intracellular protein transport; Golgi to vacuole transport
Cellular component (GO): intracellular membrane-bounded organelle; membrane coat; AP-3 adaptor complex
Source: RefSeq, a predicted model, not a curated record
UUCGGAGAGAAAAAAAAAACGUAAAACCACACUAAUUUUUCAAGAAAACAUAUGUCCUUUGUUGAACAAUUUCUAAUUUGCAAAAAAAACGUAAACUUAUAGGAUCCAGUUGGAGAUCUCUUGCUUAUGCCCAAGAAGAACAAAGCAUUUCAAUACAAACCACUGGUGUCAGAGGUUUUCCGGUUAUCGCAAAAAUGAUAAAGGCUAUUUUGGUGUUUAAUAAUCAUGGAAAGCCGCGAUUAUCAAAGUUUUACCAAUACUUUGAUGAAAGUCUGCAGCAACAAAUCAUUAAGGAGACAUUCCAACUUGUUUCGAAACGUGACGAUAAUGUUUGCAACUUUCUGGAGGGUGGCAGUUUAAUUGGUGGCUCUGAUUACAAAUUAAUAUACCGCCAUUAUGCCACAUUAUAUUUUGUGUUUUGUGUGGACUCGUCUGAAAGUGAACUGGGCAUUCUCGACUUGAUACAAGUGUUUGUCGAAACGUUGGAUAAAUGCUUUGAGAAUGUUUGUGAAUUGGAUUUGAUAUUUCACGCCGAUGCCGUUCAUCAUAUUCUCUCAGAGUUGGUUAUGGGCGGAAUGGUGUUACAAACUAAUAUGAACGAUAUAAUGGCACGCAUUGAAGAGCAGAAUAAGCUGGUCAAGCAAGAAGCUGGCAUAUCAGCUGCCCCAGCACGGGCCGUUAGUGCCGUGAAAAGUAUGAACAUUCCACAACAAAUUAAAGAUAUAAAACUACCUGACCUACCACAGGCAAUAAAGGACUUAAAGUUCUGACAAAAUUAUCAUGAUUACUCUGUUAGACACACAGAUUUAGACUAAUCUCUUUUGAGUUGCGUUUCACAUCGAUAGCCUUUCGUAAAGUCCAAAUAUGGCUGCCAACAAUUAUUCCACAACUGGUAGUUGUAAAGAACAAAUCUAAGUUAAUCAUCUUACUUUUGAAAUUAGUUUUGUUAAUCUCAUUUUGCUGUUUAUGCAACUAAAUAAAUACUUAUAACAACA